Hevea brasiliensis (rubber tree) is the source of this 2046-nucleotide messenger RNA. Its product is annotated as pectinesterase. The transcript is spliced from 2 exons. Gene Ontology annotation, biological process: cell wall modification. Gene Ontology annotation, molecular function: pectinesterase activity; pectinesterase inhibitor activity. Bases 121 to 1884 code for a protein of 587 amino acids. The record is from RefSeq and is a predicted model, not a curated record. NCBI's taxonomy places the organism in Eukaryota, Viridiplantae, Streptophyta, Magnoliopsida, Malpighiales, Euphorbiaceae.
UAAUACUUAAAUUCUUUUUUUUAAUAAAUAAUUAAAUUCUAGGCAAGAAUUUCCCCUCACUAAAAUGUUAAAAAGUCUCCUCUCUUUUCUACUGCUUGAAUUUUUUCCCACCAUAAAAGAAUGGCGAUCAUUUUCAAGAAUUCAUCUUCACCUUCCAAGAAUUCAACAAGAACCCGUCAAAAGACUGCUGUACUCUUAGUCUUUUUUACCCUGACAACACUUCUCCUAGCUUCAUUCUUCAGAGAAUCCUUUCUUGGUUCCAAAGGACAAGAAGGAUCAACCGACCCUGCGUCUGCAACUCCGAUUCCACAUCCUAUUGUCAGCAGUGCUUGUAGCAGAACUUUCUAUCCUUCUUUGUGCCUCACUACCCUCUCUUCCAUUCCCGCUUCCAAGAAUUCCAUUACCUUCCUCUAUAUUCUUGAAUCUACGAUGGAUGCGGUUGAGAAAUCUGUAACCAGCGCAAGAACGCACGUUUUGGGUCUCUUCACCUUCCAGGAUUUGAUUUCCCAGGAGGAGAAUGCGCUAAAAGAUUGUGUGGAGAUGUUAGAUCAAACCCUUUAUGAACUUGGACUAGCCAUGGAUGAUCUGCACGAUUUCCCUGCACCCAUACGUCAUCUCCAUUUAUUGUAUGCUAAUAUCAAGACCCUACUUAGUGCAGCCAUGACGAAUCAGAAUACAUGCAUUGAUGGGUUCUCUGAUUUGGAUGAAUCUGCUUUUGAGAAUCACAAGGAUCUGAAAGUGAAGCUCCACCACUUGUUUACCCCAGUAACUCGCAUGAUCAGCAACUGUUUGUCCAUAGUCACAUACAUGGAAGCCAUAAACGAGAGUGGAAUUUUUAAUGAUCAGCAGAUGUUUGUUAAAAAGAUUUUGCCGAAUAGGUUUCCAGCAUGGAUGACAUCUAGUGACAGGAUUUUAAUGGAAAGAAGGCGAAAUAUGAGGCCUAACAUUACUGUUGCUAGUGAUGGGAGUGGUGAUUAUCGCCUGAUUAGUGAGGCAAUAAAGAUGGCACCAAAAAGAAGCAGGCACAGGUUUGUGAUCAAGAUCAAGGCAGGAGUGUACGACGAGACUGUGGAAAUAUCCAGGGAGAAGAUUAACAUCAUGCUGAUAGGAGAUGGAAUGACCAAAACCAUAAUCAGAGGGUCUAAAAACUUUGUUGAUGGGUUUUCCACCUUUGAUUCUGCUACCUUAACUGUAACAGGGGACAAAUUCCUAGCCAGGGACAUGACAAUAAUGAACACAGCAGGUCCACAUAAAUAUCAGGCAGUUGCUGCGAGAGUGACCUCUAAUUCUGCCUUUUAUCGAUGCAAUUUCAGCUCAUAUCAGGAUACACUUUUUGCUCAUUCACUUCGCCAAUUCUACCGUGAAUGUACAAUCCAAGGCACGAUUGACUUUAUUUUUGGAAAUGCAGCUGCAAUUUUCCAAAACUGUCUGAUACUUGUUCGCAAACCAAUCCCUGGUCAAAGUAAUAUGAUCACUGCUCAAGGCAGGAGAGACCCAAAUCAGAACACUGGUUUCUCAUUGCAAAAUUGCACCAUUCUUGCUGCAGCAGAUUUGAAAGCGGCGAAAAGGCAACAUAUUUCCACUUUCUUGGGUAGGCCUUGGGGAAACUACUCAAGGACUAUGGUGAUGAAGAGUUAUUUAGGGGACCUGAUACACCCACAGGGCUGGUACAAAUGGGAUAACUACAGCACUUUAGAUACAGUAGAGUAUAUUGAGCACUUGAACUAUGGACCAGGCUCCAACACAAGGCAUAGAGUUACUUGGGGAGGCUAUAACAAGAACUGCAGUGAAGACAUAGCCAGGCAGUUCACAGUGGGCAAAUUCUUACACGAAGCAGAUCAUUGGUUAGAGUCCACAGGAUUUCCACUCUUUACUGGUUCAUAAUGAAUGUCAGAUUUAGCGAGACAGAAAUGCUAUGCACAUAUUAGAUGUUACCACAUAAUUUUGUAUUAGGCUGCUUUGCUUUUCCAUUUUUAGUGAAAAAUUUCAGUGUCAUCCCGUGAAUUCAAUUGUAAGAUUUAAGAAUAGAAUCACCAUUGGACUUCA